AUGCGUCAAAAGCUCAUAAUAACCGCUCAGAUCCUGAACUAUACCGAGGGUAUGGAGGAUCAACGACUAGUCGCCAACGCUCUAGAAGCCGUCGAAGAGGUUUUAUCGAGCGUCAAUGAAACGGUUCGAACAGCCGAAGAUAUCGAACGUCUGCGCGUGCUAUCAGAAGAGCUCUGGAUCGGACAAGGCCGUCUUGAUCUGACGGCACCCACAGCAUUCUUGGGAGACAGGAAGCUGAUCAAAGAAGGGGAUGUGGCCAAGGCCAAAAGCGGACGUAAUCUUCAGGUUGUUCUCUGCAACGAUAUCCUGGUGCUGAUCGAGUCCAAGAAUCUUUAUCGGAUGGUAUGUCAGAUAUCACAGCAUCAUAAGACUUCCUACGUUUGCUAA
Filobasidium floriforme is the source of this 387-nucleotide messenger RNA. RefSeq lists its product as uncharacterized. The record is from RefSeq and is a predicted model, not a curated record. NCBI's taxonomy places the organism in Eukaryota, Fungi, Basidiomycota, Tremellomycetes, Filobasidiales, Filobasidiaceae. The transcript has 2 exons. Gene Ontology annotation, biological process: positive regulation of Rho protein signal transduction. Bases 1 to 387 code for a protein of 128 amino acids.